Colletotrichum acutatum is the source of this 831-nucleotide messenger RNA. RefSeq lists its product as uncharacterized. Bases 165 to 764 code for a protein of 199 amino acids. The transcript has 4 exons. The record is from RefSeq and is a predicted model, not a curated record. Lineage: Eukaryota; Fungi; Ascomycota; Sordariomycetes; Glomerellales; Glomerellaceae.
UCUUGGCGUAGGCAGGGCUGAUGAUAUACAGGCCGUCAUUGACCCACAGACAACUUAUAUAGGAUGAAGAGUUCGAACGGUGUGGAGAGACUGGGUUAUCUGGGCACCUCACCAUCACUGAUGAAAAGUUUUGUGUGUUCAAGAUAACAAAAGAUAAGACCAAAAUGGCUGUGGCAAUUGCUGGCGGAAUCAGCGGCCCCGGCCGUGCUCUCGUUGAAGCUAUCUCGGCCCAAGGAACCCAUGAGGUUAUCGUGCUGACGAGAAAGGUUUCAGGAAAGCCCGGAGGCGCUGCCCCCAAUGUUCGUUUCGUGGCUGCAGACUUUUCUGAUAUUGGUUCUCUUACGGCCGUCCUUGAGAAGUACAAUGUCGACACGGUGAUCUCCGCGGUCAACAACAUCACAAGGGAAAGCUAUUCAGAGUUGAAUCUCGUUGCAGCUGCCGAAAGAUCCAAGACAACUAGGAGAUACUUCCUCGGCUACUUACCUUACUUCGGUUGGCCUGCUUCCUUCCUCGGCCGGAAUGCGUUCUUUAACGACAUUGCGGACAAUGCCACGUCGAUCCCUGAAUCAAGGGAUACCAUCUUAUCCACACGUGUGGGAUUGCUUGCGCUAUUGCCGCCCUUCUUCAGAGUCCCAGUCGGCGUUCGUAAGAGUCAUUCCAUUGGCGACAAGGUCGUGUUCAACGAUCUUGUCCAUCUUGCAGAGGACAUCAAAGGUACCAAGUUCUCCAUUGUUGAAUACUCGAGUCUCGACCGAGGAUCUUGAGGCUGGCCAGAUGACGGCACCGCCAUCGGCGAGGGGUUGCUCGGAUUGUGCUCCAAGAAGAUGUAAA